ACGGAUUAGUCAAGAGUCCUUCUACAGUGAUGAGAAAUCAUCUAUUAUAAGCCGAUCCAGCUACUCCGCCCCCCGGGAUUAUGCAAGCUCGUAUGCCCGAUUUUGAUCAGUCGAGUGCCCGCUUCCGACCGUCUCGGAUCCAGUGCAAAGAUGUCAGCCGGCAUCGGCAUGGCAUCAACAAGUGGGCUGGGUAUGUUUCUUGGUGACGAGAAAAACGCGCCGUUGCCGAGGGCGGGGGAUCUCGGGGGCAUCUCCGUCUCGGGCGACGGCGGAGCAUUCACGUUCAAGAAGUUUUCAGCGUGCCAUUCAUACCAGACUUGGCGCUGGUUGGUCAGUCUCCAGAUAUUCACCUGGAGCUCAGAGUUACUUGGAAGAUACAGCGGUACUUUGAACGGGAAGAAGAGUGGGAACCAGCUGAGCAUGUCUUUGGAGAUCCGGUCCUUCCGUUGAGGGUGAAUGCUCAGCCCGAUAUUGCCGUACAACACGGCCUCAAAGUAACCCGCCAAACCA
Messenger RNA from Mycena citricolor, 510 nucleotides. Lineage: Eukaryota; Fungi; Basidiomycota; Agaricomycetes; Agaricales; Mycenaceae. The record is from the annotation of a GenBank genome assembly.